AUGUCGCUACAACGUCGUACAUCUUUACGAUCGUGGUUUGCUCGUAAUGCCGCAUACCACAUAUACACUGCCGUUCUCUUCACGUGGACAGACUACAAAACAAUAUUCUUUCCUGUUCUAGCCUUCGGCUCUGGCACCGCCCCCGUGCAAUCUUCAGCAAACUUCUGGAAUGCGUGCAUAUGGGUCUGGUGGCAUCUCUUGCUUUGCAAUGUGUCCAACCAGGCGAACAGCAAGAACGAGGACGCCCUGAACAGGCCCUGGAGACCGCUACCAUCGGGACGAGUCUCGUGCUCGCAAGCUGUGGCACUACGCAAAGUGAUGGUCGCCAUAUGUAUUGCACUGUCAGCAGUGUACGGGUUCGGAACGAUCGCGUUCAGCAGCAUGAUCGUCUUCACCACCGUCUUGUACGACGAGUGUGGGCUCGCUAGACACCCAAUAGGUAAAAAUUUCUGCAAUAUAUGCGGAUAUACGGCGUUUCAGGCCGGUGCAACAUUGUUACUAGGGGGAACCCGUGUCCUCGAUCAAUUGUCUAUUGCCGCAGUGGGCUUGAGCGGAAUGAUUAUCUUCACGACAGUUCAGCUUCAAGAUUUUCCUGACCAGGCAGGAGAUGCCGCUAUCGGCAGAGUCACGUUCCCCAUCUAUGCACCGGAGUUCUCGCGCGUUUUCACUCUGGUGGCUAUGGGCUCCUGGUCGAUACUGCUAGGAAGAUACUGGGGCAUCGGGGUUGUGAGCCGUUGCUGUCUCUUUGCAAUAGGCAUGUUAGUCGGGAUACGGUGUUUCGCCUACAGAACAUCAGCGGCCGAUACAAUCACCUAUCGCAUGUACAACGUAUGGCUGAUGGCUGCGUUCCUGUUACCUUUGCAUGCCCGGCGUGGAAUUCUGUAUAUUUAG
This is a messenger RNA of Peniophora sp. CBMAI 1063, 891 nucleotides long. NCBI's taxonomy places the organism in Eukaryota, Fungi, Basidiomycota, Agaricomycetes, Russulales, Peniophoraceae. The record is from the annotation of a GenBank genome assembly.